AUGGCGGCGUGUGCAUUUGGAGGCCGGAGGGGCUCCAUCGCCGGCAGGGAGGAAGGUGGCGGCGCCCGCAUGGAGGAGAGGACUGGAGGAGGAGGCGGUGCCCGCAUCCCGCAGGGAGGAGGCGGCGGCGGCACCACCCAUACCCCAGCAGGGAGGAGGGCAGCGGCGCCCGCACCCAGCAGGGAGGAGGAGGAGGAGGAGACGGCGGCACUAGCUGGGCCGAAGAGGAGCCGAGGGGGUGGCGCGUCGCUCACGCAGGCGCCUGGAAGGGGGCAGCAGUGGGGCCUCCUGGGCGCCGCCGCCAGGGGGAGGUGGGAGGAGGGCAGCGGCACCCGUACCCAGCCAGGGAGGAGGAGGAGACGGCGGCACUAG
Messenger RNA from Panicum virgatum (switchgrass), 372 nucleotides. RefSeq names its product ATP-dependent RNA helicase ded1-like. The record is from RefSeq and is a predicted model, not a curated record. Bases 1 to 372 code for a protein of 123 amino acids. Lineage: Eukaryota; Viridiplantae; Streptophyta; Magnoliopsida; Poales; Poaceae. The transcript has a single exon.